Molecule: messenger RNA, 618 nt
Organism: Porites evermanni
Lineage: Eukaryota; Metazoa; Cnidaria; Anthozoa; Scleractinia; Poritidae
Source: the annotation of a GenBank genome assembly
GAAAGAAGCUGCAGUGACAUUAAAGCUCAAAAUCUUCAGGCCACGAGUGGCUCUUACGUCAUCGACCCAGAUGGCGACGGAGGCAACGAGCCUUUUACUGUCUUUUGUGACAUGGCUGACAAAAACGGUGUUGGCGUGACGGUGGUAGGUCACGACAGCGAAGCUAGAACGCUAGUUGAUGGGUACGAAGGACCGGGGAGUUACGUGAAAUAUAUCACCUGCACUGCAACGGGGCUUACCGACGUGGCACAGUUAGCGGGGCUGGCAGAUGUUUCCGCUCACUGCGAACAGUUUAUUAAGUAUGAAUGCUAUGGUGCCCUUCUUUUCAGAGAUGAUGAAUGCUGGUGGGUAUCACGUGACAACGAAAAGAUGAUCUUUUGGGGCGGAGCUAAGCCAGGUGAUAACAAAAAGUGCGCAUGCGGAGUGACAUCGCCAAACUCGUGCGCAGACCCCAAUUAUGGAUGUAACUGCGAGAUGAAUGAUGCCACGUGGCGCGAAGACAGCGGUUUACUAACUGAGAAAUCCCAACUUCCUGUGAUGGAGUUAAGAUUUGGGGACACUGGUGACUCGUCAGAGAGAGGCUAUCACACCCUUGGAAAAUUCAAGUGUUAUGGUUAG